Messenger RNA from Centropristis striata (black sea bass), 1280 nucleotides. Its product is annotated as LIM homeobox transcription factor 1-beta-like. The transcript is spliced from 7 exons. Gene Ontology annotation, molecular function: DNA-binding transcription factor activity, RNA polymerase II-specific; RNA polymerase II transcription regulatory region sequence-specific DNA binding. Gene Ontology annotation, cellular component: nucleus. The record is from RefSeq and is a predicted model, not a curated record. The coding region runs from base 191 to 1150 and encodes 319 amino acids. NCBI's taxonomy places the organism in Eukaryota, Metazoa, Chordata, Actinopteri, Perciformes, Serranidae. Gene Ontology annotation, biological process: regulation of transcription by RNA polymerase II; neuron differentiation.
GUUUCAACUUACAAACUCAUCUUUUUUCUUUCUAGUUUGCCGCUGCUUCAAAUUGUUUUUUUGUUUGUUUGUUUUUUACAGGUGUAAGAAAGCGCGCACUUAUACACCAUAAUCUCACGGUUUAUGAAAAUUGAAACAAGUUUGGAGGCGCGUGGUGAGCAGCAGUGGUCACUCUGCUGCGGGUUUAAAGAUGCUGAGCGACAUUAAAAUAGAUGAUCGUCUCCAGACUGAUGGAGGCUCACUGGAUGUAAUGAUCGGCGGUGAAUCUCUCCAGCAGGCCGUGUGUGAGGGCUGCAUGAGGACCAUCUCAGACCGCUUCCUGAUGCGGGUCAACAACGCGUCCUGGCACGAGGAGUGCCUGCAGUGCGCCACUUGCCACCAGCCGCUCACCACCAGCUGCUACUGCAGAGACACCAGACUCUACUGCAAGGCUGACUACCUGCGGUUGUUUGCCACCAAAUGCAGCCGCUGUCUAGCAAAGAUAGCACCCAAAGAGUUUGUAAUGCAAGCUCAGGAUAAUAUUUACCAUCUCAGCUGCUUCUGCUGCUGUGUCUGUGAGCGCCAGCUGUGCAAAGGAGAUGAGUUUGUUCUGAAAGAAGGUCAACUGCUUUGCAAGAGUGACUAUGAGAGGGAGAGGGACCUGCUCAGCACAGUCAGUCCAGACAACUCAGACUCAGAUAAGAGUGAGGAAGAGGAUUUAAAUGUGAAGUCAGAGGUGUGCCAUGCAGCAGGGAAAGGCAGCAAUACCAGCAAAGACCCUCACCGACUGAAACGGCCACGCACCAUCCUCACCACCCAGCAGAGGAGAGUCUUCAAGGCAUCCUUUGAGGUGUCCUCCAAACCCUGCAGAAAGGUGAGAGAGACCCUGGCUGCAGAGACAGGACUCAGUGUACGUGUGGUCCAGGUCUGGUUCCAGAACCAGAGAGCAAAGAUGAAGAAGUUAGCCCACAGGCAACAGCAGGAGCGACACAACAGCCAAAGACUAGGCCAAGGCACUGGCUCCAUCUUACAUGAGAUCGACAGUGAGACCUCUCUGACAAGUCUAAGUGACUGCUUCAUGGCCACUUCAGAUCUAGGCUCCAUGCAAGCUCAGACGGGGAAUCUCAUUGAUCGCCUGUUCUCCAUGCAGAGCUCCUAUCUUGCCUCUUGAAUCAUCAUCAUCAAUGUUGGUAACACCCAAACCACUACACCACAUCCCAAGUCAUGAACAGUGUGCAUGCAACCAUGUAGACACAAGGCACACAAGCUACAGAAUUGUCCUGCAUGAAUGAGUAAGCAGG